AUGCAACCGGCCGAAUACGACGUUGUCCGCGCCGCUGCGGCGAUGAAUCUGAAGUUGAAAAUCCACAUUGCAUACAACACCAUUCCCCAGGAAUCCCUCGCAUAUAUCCGAUCUGCCACUCUUAUCGGUCUCCGCGAUGACAACGCGCAGGUGCGGAAUUCUGCUGGUAUCGUGAUAACAGAGUUGAUCGCAAUGGCGGGGCUAUUGGCGUGGCCCGAGGUCCUCCACGAGCUGCUAACGCUUGUUGAAAACCCGGCCGGAGAUGCCAAUACGACAACUCGCGAAGCCGCCAUGUCGGCAUUGUUCAAGGUUUGCGAGGAUAACCGCAAGAUCCUUGAGCGGGAAUACAGCGGGCAGUGCCCCUUGGACGUCAUCAUCCCAAAGCUCCUAUCGUUCAGCUCUAUCGAGAGCUCCCGAAUCCGAGAGUCGGCAGUCAAGGCUAUUCUCAUCUUCCUCCCGCACCGGCCCAACUCUCUGAUUACGCAGAUGGACGUGUUCUUGUCGCAAUUAUUCCAGCUAUCCAGCGACUCUUCCUUGGAUGUCCAGCGCACGGUCUGCCAGGCUUUCGCACAGCUCGUGGAUUUUGCUCCAGAGAAACUCAUUCCUCACAUGGAUGGGCUGGUCAACUACAUCAUCAUGCAGCAGCAGAGCCAGAUCGACCCAGAACUGAACCUGGAUGCGGCUGAGUUUUGGCUAGUUGCGGGUGAACAGGCUGCGUUACAACAACCUUUGGCGCCUCAUAUGCCCAAGAUCGUCCCAGUGCUCCUGCAGAGCAUGGUAUAUGACGAGGAGGAGGCUAUUCGGCUUGCAGGAGAGGGCGACGAUGCCGAUGUGGAAGAUCGCGAAGAGGAUCUGAAACCUCAGUUUGCCAGGUCAAAAGCUGGGCGUAUGGACGUUUCGAAGGGACAACAGAACGGAAACGCGUCGGCGCAGGCGCCGGAGGAUGAGGACGAUGAUUUGAGCGAAGGUGAGAUCGAAGACUCUGAAUUUGGAGACGACCCGGAGGAUGAAUGGACGCUACGCAAGUGCUCCGCCGCUGCGCUGGACGUUUUCUCGAAUGUAUACCACGAACCCAUAUUUGAAGUCAUUUUGCCUUAUCUGAAGGAGACUCUCCGUCACGAGCAAUGGGUGCAGCGAGAGGCUGCUGUUCUGACACUGGGUGCGGUAGCUGACGGCUGCAUGGACGCCGUUACUCCCCACCUUCCUGAACUUGUUCCGUAUCUCAUUUCGCUGCUGAACGAUGCGCAACCCGUGGUCCGACAAAUUACUUGUUGGUGUCUCGGUCGUUACUCCGAAUGGGCUUCACAUAUCGUCGAGCCUGCGGAGCGUGCUAGGUUCUUCGAACCCAUGAUGGAGGGCAUCCUGCGUCGCAUGCUUGACGGAAACAAGAAGGUUCAAGAGGCAGCCGCCUCGGCGUUUGCGAGCUUGGAAGAGAAGUCGGAUGCCAACUUGAUCCCCUACUGCGAACCUAUUUUGCGCCAGUUCGUGCUUUGCUUUGGAAAGUACAAGGACCGGAACAUGUACAUUCUCUACGACUGUGUGCAAACGCUCGCCGAGUGCGUCAUGGGCGAACUGGCGAAGCCUCAUCUUAUCGACAUCCUGAUGCCCGCUCUCAUCGACCGCUACAACAAGGUGUCCGACCAAUCUCGAGAGCUCUUCCCUCUUUUGGAAUGCUUGGGAUACGUCGCAGCGGCAUAUGGGGAUGCGUUUGCUCAGUUCGCAGCGCCUCUCUUCCAACGGUGUAUUAAGAUAAUUUACACGAACUUGCAGGAAUACAUGGCAUCUGUGAACAACAACGCCAUUGACGAACCUGAUAAGGACUUCCUGGUGACCAGCUUGGAUCUGCUGAGCGCGAUCAUCCAAGCGAUCGACCCCAACAAGAGCGGCGAAUUGAUCGCUAACUCGCAACCGCGGUUCUUUGAUCUGCUCUGCUUCUGCAUGGAGGAUCCCAACUACGAGGUGCGGCAGUCGUCCUACGCUCUGCUUGGCGACUGUGCCAUCAACAUCUUCCCUCAACUGGAGCCGUUCAUCAACAACAUCAUGCCAGCCCUGAUCAAGCAGCUGGAUUUGGACAUGAUCCGAGACGACGACCGCCACACCGGCUUCAGCGUGCUGAACAACGCCUGCUGGUCUUGCGGUGAGAUCGCUGUGAACGAAAAGGCCGCGCUCGCCCCGUACGCGGAGAAGCUGUACCACGGGCUCGUGGCCAUCAUCAACAACGAGGAGAUCAUCGACUCGGUCAACGAAAACGCUGCAAUGGCCCUUGGCCGUCUCGGAAUCUGCUGUUCGGACCAGCUUGCGCCUCGCCUGGCCGAGUACGCCGGCCCGUUCCUGAAGUCCAUGGGCCGAAUUGAUUUUACGCGGGAAAAGGCCUCAGCGUUCCUCGGGUUUAACCAGGUCGUGAUGAAGAACCCAGCGGCUAUGGAGUCAUCCCUUGGAGUUUACUUCGGGGCCAUCGCCAACUUCCCCAGCAAGUCGCUCCACCAAGAUGAAUACCACGACAUCCAAAGCUCAUUCCAACAGGUCCUCCAAGGUUAUAAAAAUAUGAUACCCGAUUUCGAUUCGUUCAUGUCUCAACUUUCCCCGCCCGUUGCGCAGAAGCUCCGUUCUGUAUAUCAGAUUUAG
Messenger RNA from Aspergillus mulundensis, 2625 nucleotides. RefSeq names its product putative importin beta-2 subunit. The record is from RefSeq and is a predicted model, not a curated record. Gene Ontology annotation, cellular component: nucleus; cytoplasm. Gene Ontology annotation, molecular function: nuclear import signal receptor activity. The transcript has 2 exons. Gene Ontology annotation, biological process: protein import into nucleus. Bases 1 to 2625 code for a protein of 874 amino acids. Lineage: Eukaryota; Fungi; Ascomycota; Eurotiomycetes; Eurotiales; Aspergillaceae.